CAGGGCUGCCCGGGCAGAAUGUCACGAUGGACGAGGGGGGUGCGCCCCUGCUCCCUGACAGCCUCGUCUACCAGAUCUUCCUGAGCUUGGGCCCGGCCGACGUGCUUGCUGCUGGGCUGGUGUGCCGCCAGUGGCAUGCCGUGUCCCGGGAUGAGUUCCUGUGGAGGGAGCAGUUCUACCGCUACUACCAGGUGGCCCGCGACGUGCCCCGGCACCCAGCGGCCACAUCCUGGUAUGAAGAGUUUCGGCGGCUCUACGACACGGUGCCCUGCGUGGAAGUGCAGACGCUCAAGGAGCACACGGACCAGGUCCUGCACCUCAGCUUCUCACACUCCGGCUACCAGUUUGCUUCCUGCUCCAAGGACUGCACGGUGAAGAUCUGGAACAACGACCUGACGGUCUCGCUGCUGCACAGCGCGGACAUGCGGCCCUAUAACUGGAGCUACACCCAGUUCUCCCAGUUCAACCAGGACGACUCGCUGCUGCUGGCGUCCGGGGUGUUCCUGGGGCCCCACAACUCCUCGUCUGGUGAGAUCGCAGUCAUCAGCCUAGUGGCCGUUACCGGUGGGGACGACGUGCUCGUGGGUGAGGACAGAGGCCCAGAGGAGCAGGAACUGCCCCUUGGUCCCCCUGUGGCCCAGCCACUCAGCCCUUCCCACAGGACGGCCACACCUGUUUUCACCAGCAGUUUUGAGAUCCCGGCCUCAGAAGGGGAGCCCAGUCCCACCAGGGCACGUGCGGCCACCUGCAGUCCAGCCAGGGCCAGGAAGCCCGGUGCCCUGACAUCACCAGGACCCCUGGACCUGGUACCCACCCCCCUGCCCUCGCAAGGAUCUUGGAUCAGCCCUAUCUCCAGGGCCAUAUUGGGAAAGAUGGCCAUUGCCAGGUGCCAGCACCGGCCAGACCUGGAGCAGAGAGUGGGGGGCGGCAAGGUUAUGCACCUGGACUUCUGGUUUGAACGCACUGGACCCCCGCAGGGUUCAGGGGCUGUGCGGACAGGAGGCUGGGGGCUGGCUGCCUGUCCCGACUGGGGCAGCACCCACGACGUGUGGGUGGUGGCGACGGACUAUGAGGAGUACGCGCUUUUGUACACGGCGGGCACAAAAAGCCCGGGCCAGGACUUCCACAUGGCCACUCUCUACAGCCGCACCCAGACCCCAAGGGCUGAGGUAAAGGAGAAAUUCAGCACCUUUGCCAAGACCCGGGGCUUCACAGAGGAUGCCAUUGUCUUCCUGCCCGAGACCGACAGGUGCAUGGAGGAACACAGAUAG
Messenger RNA from Puma concolor (puma), 1271 nucleotides. NCBI's taxonomy places the organism in Eukaryota, Metazoa, Chordata, Mammalia, Carnivora, Felidae. The record is from RefSeq and is a predicted model, not a curated record.